Molecule: messenger RNA, 2153 nt
Organism: Poecilia latipinna (sailfin molly)
Lineage: Eukaryota; Metazoa; Chordata; Actinopteri; Cyprinodontiformes; Poeciliidae
Gene: nf2b
Product: NF2, moesin-ezrin-radixin like (MERLIN) tumor suppressor b
Exons: 17
Coding region: 357-2129 (590 amino acids)
Cellular component (GO): cytoskeleton
Molecular function (GO): actin binding
Source: RefSeq, a predicted model, not a curated record
GCGACUGGGAGUCAAAACAAAAAUCUUCUGGAAACUCCUUCUGAUUUUGAACAGUGUGCUAACAAGCUAAACACGUAGCACCGACAGCUUUAGCAAGUUUUUUUUUUCUAACUUUAGGAACAAUAUCAGAUAUAUGUCCAUUAUGGAGGUUUCGCUAAAGUUUCGCUGUUUUUAUAACUUGUUAUGGACGGUUUAUGUGUCUUAACUGUUAGAAAAAGUAGCAGUUUUAGUGAGGAAAGUUAGCUUAGCAUUGGUCGCCCCAACACAAACACAAAAGCCCAUCCUCCCCUCAGCCUUGCUGGACGGGCUCAAGUUCAACUCUGCUCCCUGUUCUCCAAUCUGGAAACACUAUCAAAAUGUCGAUCCUGGGACUGAAGAAGAAACAACCCAAGACUUUCAAAGUUAAAGUCGUCACUAUGGAUGCUGAGAUGGAGUUCAGCUGUGAGGUCAAAUGGAAAGGUAAAGAUUUGUUUGACCUGGUGUGUCGCACCGUCGGUUUGAGGGAGACCUGGUUCUUUGGACUCAGAUACACAGUGAAGGACACCUACGCCUGGCUUAAACAGGAGAAACGGGUUCUGGAUCAGGAGGUUCCUAAGGAUUCCCCCAUAACGUUUCACUUUCUAGCGAAAUUCUUCCCUGAGAAAGUUGAAGAAGAACUGGUCCAAGAAAUCACCCAACACCUAUUUUUCUUACAGGUGAAAAAACAGAUACUAGAUGAAGAGAUAUUCUGUUCCCCAGAAGCUUCAGUGCUUUUGGCCUCUUAUGCUGUCCAAGCAAAGUACGGGGACUACGACCCAAACUUUCACAAGCCGGGUUUUCUUGCACAAGAUGAGCUGUUGCCAAAAAGGGUUCUGAUGCAGUACCAAAUGACUGCGGACAUGUGGGAGGAGAAGAUCACAGCUUGGUACGCCGAACACAGAGGCAUCGCCAGAGACGAAGCAGAGAUGGAAUACCUGAAGAUCGCCCAGGACCUCGAAAUGUACGGUGUUAGCUACUUUGCCAUUACUCAAAAUAAGAGAGACACAGACCUGUUACUGGGUGUGGACGCUCAGGGUCUCCAUAUCUACAACCCCAACAACAAACUGAACCCAAACAAGUCUUUCCCCUGGAGCGGGAUCCGCAACAUCUCCUACAGCGAGAAGGAGUUCACAAUCAAACCUCUAGACAAGAAGAAAGACGUCUUCAAGUUCUACUCAUCCCAGCUGCGUGUCAACAAGCUGAUCCUGCAGCUGUGCAUCGGGAACCACGAUCUGUUCAUGAGGAGGAGGAAGGUGGACUCCAUCGAAGUGCAGCAGAUGAAGGCUCAGGCCAAAGAGGAGAAGGCCCGCAAGAAGAUGGAGCGUCAGAUCCUGGCUCGGGAAAAGCAGAUGAGAGAGGAAGCAGAGCGAGCGAAAGAGGAGAUGGAGCGAAGACUUUUCCAGCUGCAGGACGAGGCGCGGCUCGCUAACGAGGCCCUGCUGCGGUCUGAGGAGACGGCAGACCUGCUGGCAGAAAAGGCCCAGAUCGCUGAGGAGGAGGCUAAGCUUCUGGCUCACAAAGCUGCAGAGGCUGAGCAGGAGCGACAGAGGUUAGAGGUCACAGCCAUGAAGACCAAGGAGGAGAAACGCCUGAUGGAGCAGAAGAUGAGGGAGGCGGAGCAGCUGGCUGUAAAGCUGGUGGAGCAGUCUGAGAGGAGGCUGAAGGAAGCAGAUCACCUGAAGCAGGACCUGACAGAAGCAAAGGAUGCUGAGCGAAGAGCCAAGCAGAAGCUCCUGGAGAUCACCAAAACAACAUACCCGCUCAUAGCUGCGUACUCUACUCCGCCUGCGCCUCCCGAAGCAGCCGACUUCAGCUAUGAUUCAGCGUCGUCGCGCCUCGACUUCAAGGACUCGGACAUGAAGAGGCUGUCCAUGGAGAUCGAGAGAGAGCGGCUGGAGUACAUGGAGAAGAGCAAACACCUGCAGGACCAGCUGAAGGAGCUGAAGUCGGAGAUCGAGUCUUUGAAGCUGGAGGAGCAGCAGCAGCAGCAGGCCAGCAUGUACAGCCUCCCCGCAGAGGCCAGAGGUUACGUCCCCGAACCUGCAUACAUACCUCACAGCAACCGAAACUCAGCCUACAUGUCUCAGAUGGCCUUCUUUGAAGAAGUGUGAUCGCUGCGUUUCCAGAUGAGACAA